Messenger RNA from Lactuca sativa (garden lettuce), 504 nucleotides. Its product is annotated as putative F-box protein At1g67623. Gene Ontology annotation, molecular function: protein binding. The record is from RefSeq and is a predicted model, not a curated record. NCBI's taxonomy places the organism in Eukaryota, Viridiplantae, Streptophyta, Magnoliopsida, Asterales, Asteraceae.
AUGUCGAAUACUAGAAGUCACUAUUCGUUAGAUGAUCUCGCACAAGAGAUUUUGAGUCGGAUAUUUGUAGUAUUAGGGGCAGAAUCUGCGAAAGACAUCGUCUCUGCACGACUUUCUUCAAAUAAGAUGUAUGAAGCGGGGGGUGAUCCUCAAGUGUACAGAACAACAUGCAUGGACAUGUUUGAAGGAAUGGGUCCCAAAAAUCUGAAAGCUGAUUUAUUUAUACGCACAUGUGCAUUGCAUAAUAACAUUGAAGCCAUUUUCAGACAAGGAAUUGAUGAGUGCUUUUGUUAUGGCAAUUUUGGUUUAGGAUUGACUUUGUUGAGACAAGUAGCAUAUGAAGAUCAUCUUGAGGCAAUUUAUUUGCUUGGAAUCAUCCACAUUUCAAGAGGGCCUCAUCUAUGUGAUGAAGGUUUACAAUUACUUGAUGCCUAUUUUGGUUGGGCAGUUCUGGAUGAUGGGGAGUACAUGGGUGUUGUUGAUAGUGCCAAAGAGUUGUUGUAG